Candoia aspera is the source of this 910-nucleotide messenger RNA. RefSeq lists its product as uncharacterized. Lineage: Eukaryota; Metazoa; Chordata; Lepidosauria; Squamata; Candoiidae. The transcript has 6 exons. The record is from RefSeq and is a predicted model, not a curated record. The coding region runs from base 40 to 855 and encodes 271 amino acids.
GACUUUCUUCCCUGCUGCUUCUGGCUGAGGGCGUGCAGGAUGGAGACCCUGGAUGAAUUCGACAGCGAGUACCCGCUCAUCUUCUCCUUCUGCGAGCGGAUCUCCUCCCGGGAUUACGAGGGCCAGGCCCUGAGCUACACCCAGAAGUCCCUGCAGGACCUUUUCACCCAGAUGGAGCAGAACCCUGGCAUCUGCGAGCGGGUGGUGCGCAAGAGGAAGCAGGCAAAGAACGAGCGGGGCAGCUUGGGGCAGUACCUCAAGGCCAAGUUCUUUGCCCUGCUCCAGGGCGAUGUGAAUUACGGCAACUCGCUGGGGGACAUGGAAAUGGAGGAACAAGUAGAGCAACUGAAGCGUGAGAUGGAGAAGGCCAACAGUUAUGCCCGCGCUGCCAAGCGUUCGUCCUGGAGGCUGGCCGAGAGAAGGAUCGGGAGGCCUGUUCUGAUGGGAGGGUUCAGCCAGGCUGAGGCCAAGCUCUGGGAUUCGGGGCUUCCGGCCAUGCCCAGGAUCUUCGGUUCUUUCCCAAAGCGGGUUGAGAGAAGCAAUACAGACUUGAAGCAGCUUUGGGCCGGCAUGUCGCCUGUUAAUCAAAAGAGCAUGGUCGACCUGCGCCCGCUGAUGCUGAAUCCUGGUGGCUUUCGUCCCUCAUUUCUCACUAGCAGCUCUGUCAACAGGCUGCAAUACACUUUCCCAAGGAUUCCUGCCAGCAGCUCACCCACCUCAUCUUCCCAAAGUCCCGGCUCUUCCACCACCACGUCAGUUUUCAACACACCCGUGCUGGCCAAGUUCAGAGGCAAUAAGGAGGACGAGACGGAUAAGGGAAGCCCAGGCCCCGAUACAAAUCCUGCGGGUGCCUAAAUGUCUUUUCGUGUAAGGGAAGAUGCUACGCGAAUAAAAAGUUUGGUGCACGCUC